Molecule: messenger RNA, 1301 nt
Organism: Amphiprion ocellaris (clown anemonefish)
Lineage: Eukaryota; Metazoa; Chordata; Actinopteri; Pomacentridae
Gene: s100z
Product: S100 calcium binding protein Z
Exons: 3
Coding region: 835-1131 (98 amino acids)
Cellular component (GO): cytoplasm
Molecular function (GO): calcium ion binding
Source: RefSeq, a predicted model, not a curated record
CUUCUAGCUUCUUAUUCUUCUUUGUCUUGAAGCAAGAUUUGAAAAAACUUUUAUUGCAAAUCACAAUAUUUUUUAAGAAAUCGUUAAGCCCUACUUCCUAUGUACUCUGUUACAUUUAACCUUCUAGGAAAACAUUUUAAAGAAUAUUUUCCAUGAACAAAUACCUUUGUCAUCCCCUGAGCAAAACACAACAGCUUUUUUACAGUUAAUAUUUCCUUCUGGAGAGGUUCUCAUUUACCAGGUGAACAUGAAUCCUGCAAAAUUUCACACAAAAAUCAGCAACAUAUGAGUGUGUCACUAUAUUAUUACUGUGUCUUAACAGUGCUACAAAGCUUUUAUGGAUCAUGCACAUGAAUGGCUGCAUUAAGACAAGUCUUGACUUAUUAAAUGGCAGACUUAAAAGGAAACAAGCUGCAACAUGUUCCUUUGGUAAUGUUGGAACUGCAAAGAAUCGGCACUAAUGAACUCAUCCUUGUUCCUCUUGAUGAACAGAUGUCGGCAGGUAGACAUGCAGGUAUUAAGCGCCUCUGUCUGAUAAAGGCUUGUGUAAAGGCCCACGUGUGGCUCAGUCGUUGAUGAAUACCCAUGGGGACUCUGGGGUUACACUGGUACAUGUUUUGUUUUUCACUUAACUGCACUGAUUAAAACCUGGAAAGGAAGACAGUUACCAUGGGUGCGUCUCACCUGUGGAAUUAAUUAUCGCCACAAAGAUAGAGGAUGGCUCACUUAGCGUCUCCUCAUUUCCUAAUAAACAAGCUGCGCUGCUGUGUCUCUCAUCACUUUUGUACAGGAUUCUAACCAGGAAGCUGCAGUAGCUUUUAUCCAUCCAGCAGAAUGCCGAGCCAGCUCGAGGGUGCCAUGGACGCACUGAUAACGGUUUUCUACAACUACUCUGGAAAUGAUGGAGAUAAAUACAAGCUCAACAAGGGCGAGCUGAAGCAACUGUUGAACAGUGAGCUCACCGACUUCCUCACGUCUCAGAAAGAUCCCAUGCUGGUGGAGAAAAUCAUGAAUGACCUGGACUCUAACAAAGACAACGAGGUGGAUUUCAAUGAGUUUGUUGUGUUGGUCGCCGCCCUGACUGUUGCCUGCAAUGAUUUCUUUCAAGAGCAGAAGAAGAAAACCAAGUAGAUGCCUACAGAAAAUCGACUGGAAACUUCCAUCAACAGUUAAUGCCCCAUCAGCUGAAUAAUUUUUAGUAGUGUUCCCAUUAGAUAACAUUGUAAAUGUGAUUAAUGAAUGUAGAUUCUUCAGAUUAAAAAAAAAAAAAAAAGAAAUAAAGUUGCCUUACCAAUUUGCAA